AUGCGCGACGCGACCCUCUUCGCCUUCAGAGUUCAGAUGAAGCAGGCGAUCGGCGAUCCUCAAGUUAAGACCUACACUGACGGUGGGUCCGUCGUUGCACUUGGACCCGCAUGCCGUGUCACCGUCGCCGCGCUCCACGCCGUCGCCGGCACUCCGGCGCCUCCCCACUCGCCGGCCGCGCGCUACGGCGCUAGUGCGAUAGCCGGUUAUGCCAAAAGGGGCGCUGCUCUUUAUAUUACUGCAUUUCUGAGUUGGUUGUUCUCGAGUGUGGUUUGCUGUUGGUGUUGUUCUGAGGUCUCCUUAAUACUUUUGUCGCGGUUGUACGGUGCUGGGGUUCGCUGGCUCUUCCUCGCCAAGAGGAACACAACCAGAGCUCAGAACGUCAGGAGAGGUUUAUCGGAGAAGUUGUUUGCAUUCGGUGUGCCUGGUUUUGCAGCCUGCCUUUAUCUGGUUGGAUUAACUAUGCUAGCUAAGAAGAAAUUUGAAGGGAAGGAUGUUGCGAAUUAUGAACUAUUCUUCACAUGCUCCCAGUUUAUUGCAUGGAUGUCUGUAACUCUUGUCCGUGUCAGUGGGGCUUGGUUUGAAAUUCUCUAUAACCCAAUAAUGUGCUUCUGCUGGAUCUUGAAGACUAUUCUAGAGAUACCUCAUUUGCAAUACAGGCUUACCUUACUAAAGGCAAUGUCAUCUUUUAUGGAGAUUAUCUCAUUUUGUACUGCAACCACAUUUGGACUCUUUGUUAUUGUGGCUGCUGUAGUAGGCCAAUCAGGCAACAAAAGAGAAGUGAACUCUAUUGAAGCCCCACUCAUUCUAAAUGAUGAAAAAGCUGAGGGUGAAAUUACAAACAUGAUAAAGGACUACAAUUUGUGGGAACUGUUGACUUUCAAAUUCGUUAAUCCAGUGAUGGACAUUGGUAUCACAAGACAACUUGACUUCACAGAUUUGCUUGAGUUACCAACUGAGCUUAGAGCUACCUCCUGUUAUGACAAACUUCUGUCUUCCUGGACUGCUGAAUAUCAAAACCACCAUGACAACUCAUCUCUACUUAGAGCCAUGUCUUAUUCUUAUGGACGGACAUACUUACGUUUGGGCCUUCUUAAGAAGGUCACUCUUCACAUCCCUACUCCGGGGAAGACAAACACAGAGCAACCAGAGCAUCCUCAGCCUCCACCUCCUCCCACCUCCGUAAACAACGCUCAAGCCAUGGUGAACUUUGCCAUUGAUCCAAGGCGUUUCUUCCCAAGCGUGAUGAUCCUUGAAGAUGGUGGACAGCACAGGCGUGCCAGACGCACUGUCUGUGUCUCUGGAGGGAUUGUCAAGAGACAUGAAGAUUAUGCCAUCGCGAUCACUGAUGCCCAGCUCACCCCGGCGCAGCAGCUCUAG
Miscanthus lutarioriparius is the source of this 1380-nucleotide messenger RNA. Lineage: Eukaryota; Viridiplantae; Streptophyta; Magnoliopsida; Poales; Poaceae. The record is from the annotation of a GenBank genome assembly.